CCCUCCUCCGCCUUUUAACGUCCAGAUUGACAGCUGAAGCUUCCAUUCAGGGACGAGCAUGCGACACUGUUUUUGUUUAUGAUGGAGAGAAGCUUGAAAACUCAAAUAUGGACAUUGUACGCCAUCUCAUGGAGGAACAUGGAACUGACUGUCUGGUGAAGGGAACGCGAACCAAUGAACGAACUACUACAACCCUUUGACUUUCCUAGCGAGUGGCGGCGAGUAAACCUGCGAAAAAGGUUCAGCUAACACAUCAGCCAAAUGAAUCGUAUAGCAAAAGGGAAACAGAGAUUAUAACCGGAUACAAAAUGGCAAAUGAUGGCAUGGACUACAACAUUGUGUUUCCAGAUGCAUUGAUCUCGGUUUUUUUUUUCCUCCUUUCAGAUAGACACUGGCAUGGAACAAAUGAACCAGUUGUCAUACUGUUGGGAUGGGCUGGCUGCAGAGACAAACAUCUUGCCAAGUACAGCUCCAUUUAUAACGAACAGGGUUGUGUCACUAUUUGCUACACAGCGCCCUUGAAGACAGUAUUCAUCUCUGAAUCUUUUGGCUACAAGGAGCUGAGUAACACUGCCCACAAACUGCUUGAGAUACUCUAUGAUUACGAAGUGGAAAACAGUCCCAUAUUUUUCCAUGUGUUUAGCAAUGGGGGAUUCAUGCUUUACCGCUACAUUGUUGAGCUCUUGCACAAUCAUAAACAGUUCAGCACCCUAUGUAUAGUUGGGGCUGUGGUGGACAGUGCCCCAGGCAGUGGAAAUGUGAGGGGGGCAUUACGGGCUCUUACAGACACUCUGGGACCCAAAAUCAAUGUGAUGUUGAGGUAUGUUCUCUUGGCACUGUUUGCUGUAACAGUUUUCCUGCUUAGGGUGGUUCUAUAUCCUGUGACCAAGUACAUCCACAAGGACCACUACGAUGCCAUCCGGGAGUGCCCUCCUACCUGGCCCCAUCUGUACCUGUACUCCAGAGCUGAUCGAGUGAUUCGGAACAGUGAUGUUGAGCUCAUGGUCAAGGCUCUAAAGGAGAAAGGCGUGUCUGUUGAAAGUUUUGACUUCAAAACCCCUGCCCAUGUGAGCCAUUUCCGUGACUUUCCAGAGGAGUACUCCAAGCGAUGCCUGGCUUUCCUGACCAACUGUAUGAAGGAUUCAGAAGGGACCCAAACAAAAAAGCGACACUUGAUCCAGCAUUGAAAGCACACUACUGUAACAUUUCUCAAAAGUCUAUGGCACUUAUGUUUUUGUGAUUCUACUGUAAUGUUACACAUGUGUAAAUCUGUACUAGGAAAUCUGCAGCUCCACUGGACACCUUAUUUCAAAUGCUAAAGUUUUAGGAGUUGAAGACAACAAAGCAAAAUUAUACAGGUGAUAACCAAAUUGCCGGCGUGGUGAAAUUUGAUUGGUACCAUUUGUGAAUCUUAAAUCUUUAAUCCACUUGUUGAUGUCUUCAAGAGAAUGUGAUUGACUAAGAAUUAAUGUACUUACUAAACAUGUGUUUUACAAUUAAAAAAGCAUUUUCAUCA
Coregonus clupeaformis (lake whitefish) is the source of this 1516-nucleotide messenger RNA. Its product is annotated as transmembrane protein 53. NCBI's taxonomy places the organism in Eukaryota, Metazoa, Chordata, Actinopteri, Salmoniformes, Salmonidae. The record is from RefSeq and is a predicted model, not a curated record. Bases 309 to 1187 code for a protein of 292 amino acids. The transcript has 4 exons.